AUGUACAGCAAUCUCAUCAGCUCUAGUCAAAUGACUCUGAAAAGGGAAUCCAGUAUUAAUUUGAUAGAAUAGAAUGAUAUGGUACUAAUUUUAGAGCCUAAAACAUUAUUCUAAUGCUUAUCAACAUUACUAUUUUAAACAGACAUUUAUCAAUAAUAAAUACAAACCUUAUGUUUAUAAUAAUUUAAAUAACAUCAUAAAACAUUGAAUAAUGUGAGUUCCUUAGCUGAAUACAUAAUAAAUUAGCAAUCUGAGCAGUUCGAAUAUCUCAAUUUAGAGCUGAUUUCUUAGAUUUUUAAGGUGAAGAUUGAAUUGUACUUUAUUGAUGAUGGUCUCUUGUCGAUGAUAAUAAAUCAUGGGUAUAUGAGGACGAUUAGAAUAUUUAAAGAGGAUUACAAUUAUUAUGAAUUAUAGACGAAUUCGUAUAGGAAGAAGUUUAAGUUCAUAAAGAAGAUAAUAGAUCAAACAAUCAAUUCCUUCCUAUAGAUUAGCAAUACAGUCUAAUACAAUAGACCUCUCUCUGAGGAGGGCAGUUAGAAGCUGCAUCCAUCUCUGAAUGUAGUGCUUUCGAUGAAUGACUUAGGACAUAUUGGAUUGAGUGUCCAAAGUGCAAAAACAUAAAAAAUUGAUAAAUAGUAUCAACCUUCGACUCUCACACCACAAAUAUAAAAAAUUAUGAAUGUUAACUAAUAAUAUUCAGCUAAAUUGCCGAAUGCUCCCAUAACUCCCAUGACUUCAUAAAAAGGCAAGAGAGUCUUUAAUUUUCAAGAAUUCCAAGCUACUUAAGCCUAAAUCAUAGAGGAACAAGAGGACACAAAAUUUCUCUAAGAAAUCGUCACGAAAACCUAAUAGAAUCCACAAUAGACACAGCAAUAAAUCAUUGCAAGUCAACCUGAAAGGGUGAUUGGAUACUUGAAAUUCUAUAAUGAAAGCAAACAGUAUGGGUUUUUUUUGGAUGAUAAAAAUAAGAAGGACAUAUUUGUUCAUCAGGAUGAUUUUAAAAAGUCUUGUGUAGAUCCAGAGUGUUACGAAAAAAAGAGGAAAGGAUUGGUUCCUUACUUUAGUUAUCAGGUUAUCAUAUAUUAGGGAAAGAAGCAAUAAAAUGUCAAGGCAAUUGAUAUUAAGUUUGAAAGAUAUGAUUAAUAAAAAUGA
Paramecium tetraurelia is the source of this 1152-nucleotide messenger RNA. RefSeq lists its product as uncharacterized. The record is from RefSeq and is a predicted model, not a curated record. NCBI's taxonomy places the organism in Eukaryota, Ciliophora, Oligohymenophorea, Peniculida, Parameciidae. The transcript has 3 exons. Gene Ontology annotation, molecular function: nucleic acid binding.